Molecule: messenger RNA, 661 nt
Organism: Eublepharis macularius
Lineage: Eukaryota; Metazoa; Chordata; Lepidosauria; Squamata; Eublepharidae
Gene: DPM3
Product: dolichyl-phosphate mannosyltransferase subunit 3, regulatory
Exons: 2
Coding region: 80-361 (93 amino acids)
Biological process (GO): GPI anchor biosynthetic process
Cellular component (GO): dolichol-phosphate-mannose synthase complex; endoplasmic reticulum membrane
Source: RefSeq, a predicted model, not a curated record
CGUCAUCGCGCGCGACUCAAAAGCGCCGCCACUCUAGAGAAUCGCUGGAAUUCAGGAAAGAACUUACAGAUUUGCCGACAUGACGAAGCUACUGCAGUGGCUCUUGACGCUGGCGCUUCUGGGUGCCACGUGGGCAACUCUAACCCUGAACCUACUGGGACUCAGUCCUCUGCCCCCAGCGUGGUACCAAGUGCUGUGGCCACUGCCCACCUAUCUGCUGGUGACGUUCGGCUGCUAUUCGCUAGGCGUCGUGGGGUAUCGCUUGGCAUCUUUCAAUGACUGUGAGGAGGCAGCGCGGGAGCUGCAGGCCCAGAUCCGCGAGGCCCGGGAUGAUCUCGCACGGCGCGGCAUGAAGUUCUGAUCCUGGCUGCGUUGGACUGGAGAGGGGUGGGGGAGGUGCUGUCUGAACUGAUGGUUGAAAUAACGGAAACUAUGAUGGAACUGUCAUUGGUUGAAGGAGUAUUCCUACGUUAACGAUAAUACUUAGCAUUUUAAGUGUUCCAAGCUUACCACAGCCCUGUUUUGUUCAUUCUAUAUACUGGAUUUGGUGAUGUUGCUUGUUUGUCAGGACAAUUAAAAGAAUGAUUAUUUCUCUCCCCACCACGAAGAUGGAUAGAUGGAUAAUUAGGGGCAGUUGAGGCAGUUUUUAUGUAUUGAAUUU